Molecule: messenger RNA, 1173 nt
Organism: Nicrophorus vespilloides
Lineage: Eukaryota; Metazoa; Arthropoda; Insecta; Coleoptera; Silphidae
Product: RNA-directed DNA polymerase from mobile element jockey-like
Exons: 1
Coding region: 1-1173 (390 amino acids)
Source: RefSeq, a predicted model, not a curated record
AUGUCGAAAAUCCGGAUUCCACUGAUACGGAAAGCCGAUGGCAGCUGGGCGAGGAGUAGCAGAGAGAGGGCGAACGUGUUCGCGGAACACUUUGUGAACGUGUUCCAACCCUUUCCGAACGAGACAAUCGUUGACGAAUCGGGCGAGAUCGAUGAAUUCUUAGAAGCUCCGUUCCAGAUGUCACUCCCUAUAAAACCCGUACGACCAUUCGAGGUGAUGGAUGUCAUCGGGGACCUAAAACCGAGUAAGGCUCCUGGCUACGACCUAAUAACGGGAAGGGUGAUGAAGGAGUUACCUAGAAAGGCCAUAGUGUUGCUGACAACCAUAUUCAAUUCCCUGAUGAGAACGGGUUAUUUUUCCUCCCACUGGAAAAUCGCUCAGCUCGUCGUCAUACCGAAGACGGGAAAAGAUCCAGAAAAGGUCACGUCCUACCGACCCAUCAGCCUGCUGCCGGUGAUGUCCAAGGUUUUCGAGAGGUUAUUGCUCCGUAGGAUCCGUCCAUUCUUGUGCGAGGAGGGUGUGAUUCCGGACCACCAGUUCGGAUUCCGACGACAUCACUCCACCAUCGAGCAGAUCCAUCGCGUGACGAACGACAUCAGACGAUCCAUGGAGGGAAAGCAGUACUGCUCCGCUGUGUUCCUUGACAUAACACAAGCCUUCGACAAAGUGUGGCACGCGGGUUUGCUCUACAAAAUUAAGAGUACGCUGCCUCACACCUUUUACAGCUUAUUAAAGUCAUUUUUGUGUGAUAGAUUCUUCCAAGUGAAGAUGGAGGGUGAAGUAACACAGCUGUAUCCAAUCGGAUCGGGCGUGCCGCAGGGAAGCAUCUUGGGACCGGUGUUGUAUAAUCUAUUUACGCACGACCUGCCGACAUCCCGGGAAACCACUAUAGCUACCUACGCCGAUGACGUCGCGAUCCUUUCGUCCAACGGGGAUCCGGUUAUUGCUGUGCGUGGACUCCAGUGUCAUCUCGACGCGUAUCAGGGUUGGCUCAGCAAGUGGCGGAUUAAAGUCAACGAAACCAAAUCCAGCCAUGUCACCUUCACCCUCAGAAAGGGAAUCUGCCCCCCGGUCACACUCAACAACAAAAUCAUCCCGCAGGCCGACGAUGCCAAGUGCCAAGAUGCCAGUCCAAGUGUCUGCGAACCCUGGUGCACUCCCCCUGGUACGUGA